AUGGGUAGUUUAGCCGCAUGGAAUAUAAGGGGUUUGAACCGACCCCUGAAACAAAAAGAGGUUCGGCAGGUCAUGAAGGAUAAUCAUUUGCAGGUUUUUGCUAUUAUGGAGACUCAUGUGGAUGCUUCUAAUGUAUCGAGUGUUUGUAAAAAAGUGUGUCGGUCUUGGAGUUGGGCGACUAACUCGGGAUGUUGUCAAAAAGGAACGCGUAUUAUGGUGGGGUGGGAUGCCGAUGUUGUGGAUGUUAUGGUGUUAACCCAAUCUGAUCAGGUAAUGCACACUCAGAUUAUUUUCAAAAUGGAUCGGAAAACAGUUUUUUGCUCGUUUGUUUAUGCUGAUAACCAUUAUAAGAACCGUAGAAAACCAUGGGUUAUAAUGGGAGAUUUUAACUCAUCGUUAUAUUUAGAAGACUCGUUAACAAGUUCAUCUACGAGUAGUGUUGGGAUGAGGGAGUUUAAGGAGUGCGUGAAUAACAUUGAGGUAUUUGAUAUUAAUAGCUCAGGUUUGCAUUACACGUGGUCGAACAAACAGAAACAAGGUGCGGUGUUUAAAAAGAUAGAUAGAGUUAUGGGCAACACUCUGUUUAUUGACGUUUUCCCAGCGGCAGCGGCGUGUUACCACCCAUACAGAAUUUCCGAUCACUCACCAUGUAUUCUUACUCUGCCAAGUGUUACGAGGGAGAAGCCGAAACCUUUUAAAUUCGUGAACUUGUUGUCGGAGAAAAAGGGUUUUAUAGAAGAGGUCAAACGCACUUGGGAUGUAGAUGUGCAAGGGUUCCCUAUGUACCAAGUAGUUCAGAAGCUCAAAGCCCUUAAGAGACCGUUACGUAAGCUUUUUCAACAACAAGGUAACUUGCAUGAAAAGGUAAAAGAGGCACGGAACAAUCUGGAUGUCUGUCAAAGGGCAAUGGAUGAAGCUCCAAUGAACUUAGAGCUGAAAACACAGCAUGCUGACUUUAUCAAAAGAAUUUUUCCGAUUCGGGAUGCGAAUGGUAAUUUGUUUGAAGGGGGUGCGGUUUCGCCGGUUAUGGUUGAUCAUUAUACUCGGUUUUUUGGGAGUUCAGGCGCUAUAAGCAUUGAUCCGUCUCCAGAUUUAUUUUCUAAUGUGUUGUCGGUUGAUAAAGCUUGUGGGAUGGUUCGAGAUGUUACGGAUGAAGAGAUUAAAGGAGCGAUGUUUUCCAUAGCAGGUAACAAGGCUCCCGGUCCAGAUGGGUUCACCUCGGUUUUCUUUAAGAGGAGUUGGGAUAUUGUUGGAGAUGAUGUCUGCCGAGCCGUCAAAGAUUUUUUCAGGAAUGGGUUAGGGGAUAUUGUGAGCAUUAAUCAGUCUGCUUUUGUCCCGGGGAGAAAAAUUUCUGAUAAUAUUCUUUUAACUCAAGAAUUGAUGCACAAUUAUCAUCGAAAUGUUGGUCCUCCGCGGUGUGCAUUUAAAGUUGAUAUUCAGAAAGCAUAUGACACGGUGGAUUGGAAUUUUCUACAGAAGAUAUUGGUGGGGUUCGGUUUCCAUGAAAAAAUGGUAAAGUGGGAGAUGGCUUGCGUUGCUUCUACUUCUUUUUCGGUAGCCAUUAACGGGAAUUUAUAUGGUUUCUUUAAAGGGAGAAGGGGUUUGUGA
Molecule: messenger RNA, 1608 nt
Organism: Helianthus annuus (common sunflower)
Lineage: Eukaryota; Viridiplantae; Streptophyta; Magnoliopsida; Asterales; Asteraceae
Exons: 3
Coding region: 1-1608 (535 amino acids)
Molecular function (GO): catalytic activity
Source: RefSeq, a predicted model, not a curated record